GGCGGAGGAGCUGAGCCGGGGAACGCAGCCCUCCUGGACCGGCGCCCAGCAGUAGUAACCGCGACCGACCGCCGCCAGCCGGGCAGCUCCCGGGACUGCGGAGGGACGCUCUCCGGACAGCCCCGGCCGGCGUGCGCUGCGAGGAUUGACCGUCGGCCCCGCCGAGCCGAGUAUCGGGGCUUGCAGCCGCCAGGGCUGCGCGGGUUUCGUGGCCCGAGCCAUGCGGACCAAGCUCGGAGCCGAGGAGGCUGAGCGCUGCUGGCCGCUGCACUUGCUGCCCGCAGCCCUGCGCGCGCUGCCUGCCGCUUUCGCCGCUGCUCACCGCCCCAGAGUGGAAUAAAGGAAACGAGACGCGUCCGAACUCGCGCGCGAGACCCAGAGGCUCAAACCCGCAGCAGCGACCCGAGUCCAAGUCCUCAGCUGCUGUCGUCGGCUCGGUCCUGUCGCGAGUGGAGCCUUCAGGGGCUGUGGGGUGGCAGCCCCCGGCAUCCUCUUCUGACUGCAGCCCAACAGUUCCAUCAGCGAGUGCCACUCAGAAAAGGCUGCCCGAAACAAGGGUACGUGGCCAUCCGGCUGGAGAAGGGGAUGGCUUAGGACUCCUCCGGGCUCUGCACCCUGACGUCGAGGCAGAGAAGGGUAGCUGGUGCAGAAAGCGGCGCGGAAGGCACCGGCAACGCCGAGGCGCGGAGACUUGGAGAGCACCCCGCGCCGUCUGGAGACGCGCCGCCCGUGCCCGAAGUGGGGCCAUGUGGAGCGAACGCCGCUCGUCCGCCGCCUCCUCUCGGAACGCCGCUUCGCUGCUGCAGCUGCUGCUGGCUGCGCUGCUGGCGGCGGGGGCGCAGGCCAGCGGCGAGUACUGCCACGGCUGGCUGGACGCGCAGGGCGUCUGGCGCAUCGGCUUCCAGUGCCCCGAGCGCUUCGACGGCGGCGACGCCACCAUCUGCUGCGGCAGCUGUGCGCUGCGCUACUGCUGCUCCAGCGCUGAGGCGCGCCUGGACCAGGGCGGCUGCGACAACGACCGCCAGCAGGGCGCUGGCGAGCCUGGCCGCGCGGACAAAGACGGCCCCGACGGCUCUGCAGUGCCCAUCUAUGUGCCCUUCCUCAUCGUCGGCUCCGUGUUUGUGGCCUUCAUUAUCCUGGGGUCGCUGGUGGCUGCCUGUUGCUGCAGGUGCCUGAGGCCGAAACAGGAGCCCCAACAGAGCCGAGCCCCCAGUGGCAACCGCUUGAUGGAGACCAUCCCCAUGAUCCCAAGCGCCAGCACGUCACGGGGGUCUUCCUCCCGCCAGUCCAGCACUGCUGCCAGUUCCAGCUCCAGCGCCAACUCUGGGGCCCGGGCACCCCCGACAAGGUCACAGACCAACUGCUGCUUGCCUGAAGGUGCCAUGAACAAUGUUUAUGUCAACAUGCCCACCAAUUUCUCCGUGCUGAACUGCCAGCAGGCCACCCAGAUCGUGCCACACCAAGGGCAGUACCUGCAUCCCCCAUUCGUGGGGUACCCAGUGCAGCAUGACUCUGUGCCCGUGACACCCGUGCCCCCUUUCAUGGACGGCCUGCAGCCUGGUUACCGGCAGAUCCAGCCCUCCUUCCCCCACACCAACAGCGAACAGAAGAUGUACCCGGCGGUGACCGUAUAGUUCGUGGUGUCCACUGAAUUUCUUGGUGAGAUGGAGAGCAAACAGGAGUGGAGUUUGAGGGGGAG
Molecule: messenger RNA, 1699 nt
Organism: Ochotona princeps (American pika)
Lineage: Eukaryota; Metazoa; Chordata; Mammalia; Lagomorpha; Ochotonidae
Gene: SHISA2
Product: shisa family member 2
Exons: 2
Coding region: 747-1634 (295 amino acids)
Biological process (GO): negative regulation of Wnt signaling pathway; negative regulation of fibroblast growth factor receptor signaling pathway
Cellular component (GO): endoplasmic reticulum
Source: RefSeq, a predicted model, not a curated record